AUGGAGAAAACCGCCGACUGUCUCCCCUACAACCCCAACAUCCACACCCCCUUUGGCUACCGUCCCUCCCUCGCUGCUGGUAUCGUCUUCACGAUCCUCUUCCUCGGGCUGACAAUCGGUCACGUAUGGCAAUCCUUCCGGCAUCGCAACAUCUGGCUCGGACUAGCCUUCUCCCUGGGUGCAUUCGGCGAGUUUACCGGCUGGCUGGGACGUACAGUAGCAUAUCGCUGCCCGUACUCCGUCAAGCUGCUCGAGAUGCAGCUGGCCGCACUAAUCAUGGCCCCCGCCUUCACAACAGCCGGCAUCUACGGCGUCCUCAGCCUACUCAUCCCCCUCAUCGGACACGACAAAUCCCCCCUGCGCCCGAAAUCAUACCUCAUAAUCUUCAUGACAGUCGACUUCCUCAGUCUCCUCCUCCAAGCCGUGGGCGGCGGCCUCGCCGGCGCAGCCUUCAGCCAGAAUACCUCCCCCUGGCCGGGAACCUAUACCAUGGUCGCCGGGAUCCUCUGGCAGCUGCUCUCGACGUGUGUGUUUGCGACGCUCCUCGAGUACGUGAUCUACCGCGGGUUGGGGCCGAUAUCCCGGAGUCCGGCGCUAAGGCGGAUCGCGCUGGAGUUGAUGGUUGCGGUUACGUGUAUGGUUGCAAGGGGCGUGUAUCGGAGCAUGGAGCUGGUGAAUGGGUGGCGGGGGUAUCUGUUUACGCAUGAGGUGUAUGCGAUUGUUCUGGAUGCGGGGAUGAUGUUUGUGGGGAGUUUGGUGCUGUGGGUUUGGAAUCCGGCGGUUUUGAUAUUGGAGGCGAGGGAGCAUGCAGGUGCGAGACGGAUGCAAGGUGGGUUGGAGUUGAGGGCUGAGCAGGGGGGGAAGAAGUGA
This is a messenger RNA of Aspergillus lentulus, 870 nucleotides long. Lineage: Eukaryota; Fungi; Ascomycota; Eurotiomycetes; Eurotiales; Aspergillaceae. The record is from RefSeq and is a predicted model, not a curated record.